AUGGGAAAGAUCAGUUCUACGUCAGCAUCUGUUGAGAAAUUGAAACAAGAAUUACGCACAAAAGAUGAAGAAAAUCGUCCAACAAAAGUUUCUUUAGAGCAAGCUAAUCGUCAUUUACAAAUAACUGAAGGCAAAUUAAAAGAUUGUCAAGUAAAACUUGACCAACCGAUUGAAGUGAAUGAAUCUAUCACGGCUAAAAUACACUUAAUACCAACUGAAGUGAAGGUACAAUUUUAG
Molecule: messenger RNA, 237 nt
Organism: Schistosoma mattheei
Lineage: Eukaryota; Metazoa; Platyhelminthes; Trematoda; Strigeidida; Schistosomatidae
Source: the annotation of a GenBank genome assembly